AUGAAUAAAUUAGUAAAUAAGAAUAUUUUUAUAAAUAAAAAUAAUUCAUUAAAAAACUUUGUAAAUAAUUAUUCAACUAAAACAAAUAAUAAUAAUAAUAAUAUUUUUAAUAAAAAUAAAAAUGAUUUAAAAUCAUUCAGUAGUAGCAGUAAAUUAAAUAAUAAUAAUAAUAAUAAUAAUAAAUAUGAAGAAUCAAAAUUAAUGAAUGCAGAAGAUUUAAUAUUAAAUCAAAUAAAGAUUUCAAAAUCACCAUUUGUAAAGAUUGCAGGAUCUGAUAUUGAUGGAAUUUUGAGGGGAAAAUAUUUGGAUAAGAGUAAAUUUGAAUCAUCUAUAAAGAAAGGGUUAGGAUUUUGUAGUGUAAUAUUUGGGUGGGACAGUUCUGAUAGUGCCUAUGAUAAUGUUAAAUUCACAGGUAAUCAUACGGGGUAUCCAGAUAUGGGAGCAAGACCAGAUUUAUCAACAUUCCGUACCAUUCCAUGGGAAUAUGAUGUACCACUAUUCUUGAUGGAUUUCAUUGGCACCAAUGGAGAGCCAUUACCUAUUUGUCCUCGUUCCACUUUGAAAAAGGUUAUAAAGAAAUGCCACGAACAUCAAUUUGACCCUGUUCAAGGCAUGGAAUUCGAGUGGUAUAAUUACAGUGAAAAUAAUAAAUCAUUGUUGAAUAAGAAUUUCUCGAAUUUAGAACCACUAUCAAAUGGUAUGUUUGGGUAUAGUUUAUUAAGAACAAGUCAGAAUUCUGAAUUUAUGAACUCUCUUGCCGAGCUACAAGGCUUUGGUGUACCAUUGGAGGGGUUGCAUACAGAGACCGGUCCUGGUGUUUACGAAGCUGCCAUUAGGUUCUCCACUGCGUUAGAAUCUGCUGACCGUGCAAUACUAUUCAAACAUUGCACUAAGGAGAUUGCAUCGUUGCAGGGUAUAAUGGCAAGCUUCAUGGCCAAACCAUUCAAAGAUUUGCCAGGCUGCUCAGGACACAUGCAUCAAAAUUUCAAUUGUUUAAAAACCGGUAAGAACCUAUUCCUCGAUGAAUCCGACCCAAAUCAUAUGUCUGACAUUUUCAAAUCAUUCGUUGCUGGUCAAUUAUUAUUGUUGCCUGAGUUUUUACCAUUUUUCGCACCAACAAUCAAUAGUUAUAAACGUUUAGUCGAUGGGUAUUGGGCACCAACCACACCAACAUGGGGAAUGGAUAAUAGAACUGUAGCAUUAAGAAUUAUCAAAGGUGGUAAAGCAACAAGAUCAGAAUUCAGAGUCACAGGAUCAGAUGUAAAUCCUUACAUUUCAAUCGCCGCUUCAUUCGCUGCUGGUCUCUAUGGUGUCAUUAACAAAUUAGAAUUAAAACAAAAACCAAUCAUAGGUAAUAGUUAUGAUCUCUAUAAAAAAGGACUAGUUGAAAGAUUACCAAGAUCAUUAGCUGAAUCAACUGAAUUACUAUCAAAAUCAAAGAUUGCAAAAGAAUACCUUGGUGAAGAAUUUGUUGAUCAUUUCGUUGAAACUCGUCGUUGGGAAUAUAGACAAUUCAAUCAUCAAGUUCAUAAAUGGGAAUUAGAAAGAUAUUUAGAAAUUAUUUAA
This is a messenger RNA of Dictyostelium discoideum AX4, 1566 nucleotides long. RefSeq names its product glutamine synthetase type I (gene glnA2). Gene Ontology annotation, molecular function: catalytic activity; glutamine synthetase activity; ligase activity, forming carbon-nitrogen bonds. Lineage: Eukaryota; Evosea; Eumycetozoa; Dictyosteliales; Dictyosteliaceae. The coding region runs from base 1 to 1566 and encodes 521 amino acids. The transcript has a single exon. The record is from RefSeq and is a predicted model, not a curated record. Gene Ontology annotation, biological process: amine metabolic process; L-glutamine biosynthetic process.